Molecule: messenger RNA, 3689 nt
Organism: Oncorhynchus kisutch (coho salmon)
Lineage: Eukaryota; Metazoa; Chordata; Actinopteri; Salmoniformes; Salmonidae
Product: sn1-specific diacylglycerol lipase beta-like
Exons: 15
Coding region: 629-2656 (675 amino acids)
Biological process (GO): neurogenesis; diacylglycerol catabolic process; arachidonate metabolic process
Cellular component (GO): cytoplasm; plasma membrane
Molecular function (GO): triacylglycerol lipase activity
Source: RefSeq, a predicted model, not a curated record
UUUAACAGUCGGACACAAUCACAAGAAGAAAAACAUUUCGAGCAGGCUAUGAGUAGCUUUGUUGUCUGCUCCUAUACUGUACUGUCAGCCUGCUAACUAUAUUAAUUAUUAUUUUUGGGAGAUUUUUUUGGUACUUUUCCUCAAAUGAAUAAACCUACGCUGACGAUAGCUUCCAGGAAUUAAAUGACAGCUGAAGCUGGUGCUCAAAUCGCAGUGUCAUUAGCGCACUGCUUGAUAAAUUAGCUAGCAAAUUGAAUUCAAUGAAGCAAAAAUAAUCUAGCUGUUUUUUUAUAUAUAUAUUUUUUACAAAUCCUUGACAUUACAAUUAGAUUGUGAAUAAGUGUGCGGUAGUUUGGCUAUAAACGAACUCUUACAAUCGCGGCUGGUGACGUUCUAGCUAGCGAAGUGCGUUAGCCUAAAUUCGAGAGCAGUCCAAUGUCAACACAUUAACGACGUCCCCUUGGCAUUACAUCAACAACAAUUGGUCGAUCGAGGGUGUUGCGAAAUGGCAAUCUUAAAAAAGUAGUGUUUCUUCACCCAGAGAUAACAAUUAAGAAUUUUUAAACUUUGGGCAGUUAGCUAGCUGUUCACUUUUACUUGCUAGAUAGGGAGAUUUCUCUCUGUCAAGAUGCCUGGAAUGGUAGCGUUUGGCCGGCGAUGGGGAAUUGCGAGCGACGAUCUGGUCUUCCCCGGCUCAUUUGAGCUGUUCGUCAGGGUUCUAUGGUGGAUAGGGACACUGGCACUGUACACUCUCCAUGAGGGGAAGUUUGACUGUUCUGGUGGGAGAGUUCUACACAGCUACCUGGUGGUUCUACUCAUCCUGUUGGCUUUCAUCAUCCUGUCUCUAUGUGCCAUCGUCUACGUCAGCGCUCAAGGGACGAUCACUAACCCAGGCCCGCGGCGCUCCAUCCCAGUGCUGGUGUACGUGCGGGCGAUGCUGUACGUCCCUGAGUUAAUUUGGGCCAUCCUGGGGGCCAUCUGGGUGUCUGAUGACAGCCAGGGCUGUCAGCCUGCUGAGGUAGGGGCCGUCAUCGCUGCAGUGGUCGCCAGUUGGAUUCUGCUGCUGUCCACAGGGGUGGGGGUGCUGUUUGUGUUCGACCCGCUAGGCAGCACCCAUCCUGGGCCUCAGUCACAGGAGCUGCUGGGAGUAAGGGACCUGGAGAGCAGUCAGGGCUCACAGCUCCUGUCCACUGCCCGCUCCGUGGCUGUCAGGGUGUGGGAGAGCAGGCUGAGGCUCCUCUGCUGCUGCCUGCCUCGGGAUGAGAGCCACAGAGCUGCCUUCUCCAGCAUAGCUCAGCUUGUCAGUGGAUUUUUCUCGGAUACAGACCUGGUUCCCAGUGACAUCGCAGCAGGUUUGGCUCUGCUACACCAGGAGCAGGAUAAGAUGGAGCAGUGUAGAGAUCCAGACGAGGCCCUAUCUCACAGCCCCUCAUCACCUAUCGCAGAAGAUCUUGAGGCAGAGCUGGAGAAGGCAACCCACUGUAUGCAAUUUGCUGUAGCUGCAUAUGGCUGGCCCAUGUAUGUCUACUCCAACCCUCUCACCGGAGCCUGCAGACUCAGCAGGGACUGCUGUAAGACCCAGUCUGCUGAGUAUGACAUUGUCGGAGGAGACAAUAUGGGCUGCCAUUUCUCCUCCGUCCUCCACAGCACCGGCCUACAGUACAGAGACUUCAUCUACGUUAGCUUUCACAACCAGAUCUAUGAGAUUCCGUUCUUUGUGGCUCUGGACCAUAAGAGAGCGGCAGUACUGGUGGCUAUCAGAGGAACACUGUCACUACGGGAUUUGCUGACUGACCUGUCUGCAGACUGUGAGAACCUUCCAGUAGAGGGAGUGUCAGGAGCAUGCUAUGCUCACAAGGGCAUGUCUCAGGCAGCCAGCUACAUCUGUAAGAAACUCCUCAAUGACGGUAUUCUAAACCAGGCUUUCACCAUCGCGCCUGAGUACAAGCUAGUCAUCACAGGCCACAGUCUUGGAGGGGGUACAGCCUCUCUCCUGGCCAUUCUAUUACGGAGCUCCUUUCCCACCCUGCAGUGUUACGCCUUCUCUCCACCAGGGGGACUCAUGAGUAAAGCCCUGGCUGAUUUCUCCAAGGAGUUUGUAGUGUCUGUGGUGCUGGGGAAGGACUUGGUGCCAAGGUUGAGUUAUCCCAACAUGGAGGACUUGAAGAGGAGAAUACUACAAAUGGUUUCUAAUUGCAAUAAGCCCAAGUACCGUAUCCUGCUCCAGGGCUGUUGGUAUGAGUUGUUUGGGGGAGAGCCUGAUGACUUCCCUACUGAGAUGGACAACAGACGGAAGGAGGAGCUUAACCAACCGCUUUUGGGGGAGGAGUCACUGCUGAUUCGCAGCUCAUCAUCCUAUCAAGGCCUGGCUUCCGAGGAGUCACCUGUACACGGCUCCCACCUGCCACUUUACUUACCGGGACGUAUACUACACAUUACAGAGGAUGGGCCGGCACGGAGGUCCUGUUUUUCCCAGGUGAGUUACGGGGUGGAGUGGUCCAGUGAAACGGUGUUCCGUAGUGUUCUCAUCAGUCCCAGGAUGAUGGCCGACCACAUGCCUGACGCUGUGCUCCUGUCGCUUCGCAGUCUGACACAGGACAGGCCCUUCAACCUCUGCCCCUCGUCGCUUAGCAACAGCCACCUCAACGUCAUCUGAUUCACACUGCUACACACACACACACACACACACACACACACACACACACACACACACACACACACCUGGACAGGACAAGCCUGACUGUCUUUCGCUAGUCUGACCCCAUUCUGUCCCCAGUCCUUCUGUUACAGUCCUGUUUUCUUCCUUUCCCCUGUCUAUAAUUCCCCCCAGCUUCUGUGCCUGUUUUGUCGCCACCCCAUGAGGGGUUCCUCAACAGCCAAGUCAAAGGGGCAAGACAAUUAGACUCAUCAAUAAAAGGAAUGUGCAGGACUGUCUUUCUCACUAUGACUUUGGAAAGGGAGUUGCAAUCUAAUUAUUUAUUUGUAGUCAUUUGUUGCCAAUUCAUUGGUUAUUGCUUUCUUCUUUUGAGUAAUUCCAUGAAAAACUGUCAUUGUGUUGGUUACAUCAAAUGCGCUUUGUGUACAUAGUUAGAUAUUAUUGCAGUGUAACUAUAAUUCCAAAAGUGUACAUUCAGAUUUUAUUUUGACUAUUUUUUUAGGUUGCUGGUUUUGAAGAGAUUAUUUGUUGAUUGUUUAACAGUGGUUUGUCUUUGUCCUGUGCUGAAUGUCUGAGAUUUGAGGAAGAAAUUGUCCUGGACCACAGAUCUACGAUCAGAUUAUCCUCCCCCUAACCAUUAGGGUGAUGAACAAUAUCUGACCCUGUAUAAGUGGUUGGGGAAAACUUCUACCUCAAAGAUCAGGGUGAAUAGUGCCUAUGCAUCACAUAACAAUAAGUCUCACCAAUACUCUCGAUGCUUGACCAGUGUUCUGUUUUGCUCCAUGUAUGCACAAUGAGUAGUGCAUGAAACAAAUGAGUUAAUUUGCAUGAAAACAACAUCUGGGUGAUAUGAGGUAACCUAAAUUACUCCAGUUUCAUAACACAUUUUCUGUUAACUUGCUAUUUACAUAAUAUUACAUCAUCAGGUAAUUCAACAUUGAUAACAGAAAUUCACAGUAAUGUAGUAGUUUACAUCCUGAAUUGUGUAUUAUUUCGUUUGACGAUACAAAUAAAAGCAUGUCAUGUUUCUGUA